AUGACGAACCUGCACGGGGUCAGAAAAUACGGCGACGGCUGGCGACCCAUGGACGCCACGGACCUGCGCGUCUACCUAGGGCUGCUGAUCCUAGCGUGCGUCUACAGGUCCCGACCCAUGGACGCCACGGACCUGCGCGCCUACCUAGGGCUGCUGAUCCUAGCGGGCGUCUACAGGUCCCGACCCAUGGACGCCACGGACCUGCGCGUCUACGUAGGGCUGCUGAUCCUAGCGGGCGUCUACAGGUCCCGACCCAUGGACGCCACGGACCUGCGCGCCUACCUAGGGCUGCUGAUCCUAGCGGGCGUCUACAGGUCCCGAGGCGAGGCCGUGAGACCCGCCAGACUCGCCACGGACAAACUCGCAGCCAUACGAGAGGUCUGGGACCUGUGGGAGGCGCGGCUGCCGGCCCUCUACAACCCGGGGCCUGACGUGACAGUGGACGAGCAACUGGUCCCGUUCAGAGGCUGCCGUCCUUUCAGUCAGUACAUCCCCAGCAAGCCGGCGAAAUACGGCAUCAAGUCGUGGGUGGCCUGCGACGCCAAGUCCAACUACGCUUGGAAGAUGCAAGUGUACACCGGCAAGCCGGCCAGCGGAGGCCCCGAGAAGAACCAAGGGAUGCGCGUCGUCCUCGUUCUGACAACUGGACUGACCGAGCUCCCGCCCGCGCUGCUCGAGUCCAGGGGAAGACAGGUCCUGUCCUCCAGGUUUGCCUUCACGCCCACCGCCACUCUAGUGUCCUACCUGGAAAUGAAAAACAAGAAUGUGCUACUUUUGAGCACGCUGCACACAGAGGGCCACAUUAGCGAUCACCGCGACAAGAAGCCGGCCGUCAUCCUAGAAUACAACUGCAACAAGGGCGGCGUGGACAACCAAGACAAGGUGGUCGGCACCUACAGCUGCAGACGGAUGACUGCCCGCUGGCCCCUGGUCGUCUUCCACAACAUCCUCGACGUGUCCCCCCACCAUGCCUUUGUCAUAUGGCGAGAGAUCAAGCCUGACUGGAUGCCUCGCAAGCGGAACAAGCGCAGCUGGGAGCUGGGAAAGGCACUUGUGAAGCCACUGAUCCAAAGAAGGCAGCAUCUCCCCUGCACCGAAGCUGUCAAAGUCCUACAGAGUGCUACGGCGGCGGCUCGUGGUCAACAACGCGAGGGGCCCACCCCUGGCACGGCCGCUGCCCCGGGGCAAGUAAAGAGGAAGAGGUGUCAGCUCUGCCCACCCAAGAAGGACUCCAAGACAUACACGGUGUCAAGUGGAUUUUGA
Oncorhynchus kisutch (coho salmon) is the source of this 1263-nucleotide messenger RNA. Its product is annotated as piggyBac transposable element-derived protein 4-like. The record is from RefSeq and is a predicted model, not a curated record. The transcript is spliced from 5 exons. The coding region runs from base 1 to 1263 and encodes 420 amino acids. NCBI's taxonomy places the organism in Eukaryota, Metazoa, Chordata, Actinopteri, Salmoniformes, Salmonidae.